AUGUAAAUGCUGUCGAUCCAUCAAGAACAUGAUUUUAAGGAUGAGGUUUUGCCCUCUUGCAGACUUCCUCUUCCUUGAGAAAAGAAGUGCUUUCUUUUUUUCUUUUUUUUUUCAAAUUGAUUGGAUAAUUAAUUACGGUUUGAUUUGAUGUAGAAAGUUCAUAGAGCGUUCGACUUUUCGAUCCCUUUUGUGUGUCUGUGUUGGAAUUAAGAUUUCUACGAUGAGCAAGAGCACAUAUUUUCUUCCUCAGGAUUGUUGCAAUUCCGAGGUUGACCUCAACGCCAUCGAAGCAUUGGUUCAUCGACAGUAUCAGGAGAUGUUAUGGGGGCAUCAUCAUCUUCAUCUUCAUCAUUUAGGAGGUGAAUCAGAUUUGCCGAGUCGAGAUCUUGGUGACCUAAAUGGAGAUCUUGGAGCUCCUAAUUCCAUGGCCAACGUUAACGCAGCAGCAUCUCUGCAGACAAAACCAACGGUUAAAAAGGACAGACACAGCAAAAUAUUCACUUCCCAAGGACCCAGGGACCGGAGAGUACGUCUCUCCAUAGACAUUGCACGGAAGUUCUUCGAUCUUCAAGAAAUGCUAGGUUUCGACAAGCCCAGCAAAACCCUCGAUUGGCUGCUCACCAAAUCGAAAGCAGCCAUUAAAGAGCUCGUGCAUACCAAGCAGAAAGGCAGCGGUUCUGAUUGCAAUGAAGCUUCUGAAGAAGGCGACGAGGAGGAGGACGCCAUUGAAACACUGAACAAGAACUCGUCAGGACCGAAUUCGAGGAAGAAAUCCUCCACCCAUUGUCGAAAAUCGAAGGAUCAGAUGCAGCAACAGGAGGCACAUAAUGCGAAGGAAUCGAGAGCCAAAGCCAGAGCAAGAGCUAGGGAAAGAACAAGGGAGAAAAUGUGCUUGAAGCAGCAGCUAAGUGGAUCCAGUUCAGAUUUGAAUCCCUUCCAACGUAGGGAAAAUAAUCGAUUCGAAGAUUUCCAAUUAUCUGCUGCAGGUUCGAGUAGCAACAACCUUUCCUCCAUUUUUGAUCCAAAUUCGGGACUUUGUGACCCCAUCCUCAAUUGUGCCCUACCCAAUAAUCAAGAAAUCCAAAGGAAGACGAAGAACAACCCUUCGAUUUUGGGGCUGCAUCAAAACCUAAUUUUUUCAAAUGAUUUCAGUUCUUCAAGCUACAACAGUAUCCCAUCUGAUGUUAAUGCUUCUGAGAAUUGGGAUUUAUGUAGCUUUACCUCACAAUCCACCAUGCCUGCCGUUUGGGAUGAUCACCACAACUUCAUCCAAAGGACUUCAAGCGGCCAAUAGGAAGCCACAGGACUAUUUGUUGCUGAUCACCAGAAGAACAUGUAAGUUUUGCUACCUACCUUAUACUUGAGCAACCUUAAAAUGUGUGAGGAUGUAAUAUUAUUAAUUAUAUUAUCAUUCAUGCUUU
Andrographis paniculata is the source of this 1421-nucleotide messenger RNA. RefSeq names its product transcription factor CYCLOIDEA-like. Gene Ontology annotation, cellular component: nucleus. The transcript has 2 exons. Lineage: Eukaryota; Viridiplantae; Streptophyta; Magnoliopsida; Lamiales; Acanthaceae. The record is from RefSeq and is a predicted model, not a curated record. Bases 221 to 1294 code for a protein of 357 amino acids. Gene Ontology annotation, molecular function: DNA-binding transcription factor activity; sequence-specific DNA binding. Gene Ontology annotation, biological process: regulation of secondary shoot formation.